Cladocopium goreaui is the source of this 6054-nucleotide messenger RNA. Lineage: Eukaryota; Dinophyceae; Suessiales; Symbiodiniaceae. The record is from the annotation of a GenBank genome assembly.
AUGGAAACUGCAUACAGCUUGGCACUGGCGGAUUUGGUUUCGCUAGAGCACGAUGUGGUCCCCUACAUCAUGGAUUGGCCUCAAGUUCCGGCAGACGACGGCGAGCCCGAAGCGGCCGUCCUUGUGGUGCUGAAAAGGCCUGGAGGGUUCCUAGCUGCGGUUCCGGUUGGUUUCAUGCCCGAAGAGGUUUUGGCCAAUGGCAACAUGGAUCCUCCUCCUGGUGUGGUAGGGCCUUCAACAGUUUUGCGGCUUCCUGGGAUGGUGUUGGAGAAUGGAGUUUUGGCGCCCACCGGGUCUCUCAUGUCGGUCGUUGUAGUCGAUCUGAACGAGAGCGUGGUGGCGCAACUGCGGCCAGUGGAUGCCGGCGAGGCCUACCCCUUCUCCUUCGAUGCAGAUCAGCCGUUUGCUGUGCCUCAUCCUCAGCUGCUUAUAACCUCUGCUCGGGAGUGGGCGGAGGCCAGCGGGGAGACUUCGCAUCGGGCCUAUUUGUCAGUGGAGGAGGCCGCAGAGGGAGUGCCAGUUUUGGACAUCGAGGAACAGGCCGACGACCCGCCUGUGAUACCUCGGCCGGCUGCAAGACGCAGGGCAAAAGCUCCAGCGCCUGGGCCAGAGCGGCCUAUGUCAGGCGCAAAGCGGCCCACAGUUGCCACUUUGGCAUCCUCCAUGGAACAGCUGCUGAUGAUGAACGAAGGCUUCACCAAGAACUUGGAGUCCCUCACACAGCGCCAGAUUGCGUUGGAGAAGCGAGUUGCCACCCCAACAGCCCCAGAGGCCGGCCCCAGUGUGACUCUGCGCCAGCCUAUCUCUUCGGCAUUGAUGCCACAGACCUCCAGUUUGGGAACAAUAGCUCAGCAGCUUGGUACGCCCCCAAGGACUCUUGCACCUACAGCACCGGGUCUGUUGGGAUCUCCCUUGGUGCGCCCCAACGAGCUGCAAGAAUUGGAGGACGAGAAGAGAGAGGGAGGCCAAUCUUCCUCGUCAGAUCCGCUGGCUCAGGCAGUGCUGGCACAGUCUCAGGCGUUGACGGCUUUGGUGGCACAGAUCGCCGAACAGAGCGGCGACCCAAUGUUGGAGCUCAGCACAACUGGAGCCUCAUCUGGGACGCGUGGAGCACAAGGACGAGCCCGGCUUCAAGCAGAGCUUGCGGCGCAGAAGGGAAGCUUUUUCACUUCGGUCUUGGCGGCCAUGUCAAGGCGGAUGUGCCCCACAAUGUCACCGGAGGGCAGCCCUCAGGAACUGAUGGACAGAGGUAUCUGCGGAACCCGCUACCUGGAGCGGUUUGGUGGCUACGGGAAGGUGAGGGAGCUUGGAUGCUUGCAGUAUCAAGUCAUGUCCAUCAUGGAUUGUCUGCAGACGCAGAAUUGGCAGGCUGCCCGGGAUCAGACCGCCCUUUUGGCAGUCACCCUGGAUCAAGCAGCAUUGGACUCUGGCAAGUUCGACCUGGCUCAAUUGCUUUGCCUACCGGAGGAGCCUCCCUCGACUAUCUUCACAAGUCGCCAGGGCAAUAUCCUGGCAAAGCCGCGGGCCUUCUCGCCUUUAGCGGAUCAAAAAUGGUCAAAGCCGGCAAGGGACAUUCGGCAACAGCUCUCUGACGGACGCAAGUCCAGGCCAGCCCAAAGCAAAGCCUGCAGCGAAGAAGAAAGCCAAGGGAGGAGGAAGAGGAGGCCAAAAUCAGCCAGCAGAGGCAGACGAAGCCUGAGCCCUGGAGACAAGAGCAACAACAAGGCAGAUGUGACCGACAAUCCUUUGCAAGCUCAGAUCAGUUUUCGCCAAUGGGCGAUCUGUUUGCCUCGUUGGAUUUUGAGGUCGAGGACAACGUUUUCUCACUGCCUUGCCCGUUCCUUUGCUGCCUUGAGCCGAUCUAACCAGACGGCUUCCACAGUUUUUCCACUGCCCCUACCCCAUUUGGAUUGCUUUCGGUGCAGUGGCCCUGGACUUUCCCAAAAGCGACUUUGGACUUUGGCCAAGAAGCGUCUUCUGAAUAUCUGGACUUUGGUUUUGGAUUUCAUGUUCCUUGGAAGAUGGCCGUCGCUUGAGGAGCUCAGGAGGUCCCCGUCUGUUGAGCAAUGUGCCGUGUUUGACAGACUGCGGACUAUGAUAGCUGUGUGUGGUGACGCCCGGGAGUUGGUUUCUUUGUGCCCUGGUCGAACCGGCCCUGAACUUGGUUCCAACCUGUUCCAGCUGGAGCGUUUCUGUGAUGGCUGUCCGGAUCUGGCCUCCGGCUACUUGCAUGGUCCUUGUCGUCCUUUCACCCCAGACCCUGGCUUGUUGUCUGUGAGUGAACACCCUGAGCUGUUGCCCUAUCGGUCGCUCGAUGUCUGUCGUUUGAAGCUGGUAGGCGAGGGGAAAUGGCCUAUGGAAUCCUUUUUGAAUGGCCCCCUUUGGUUGCCCUUCCAAGAGCCUGCGUUUCUGUGUCAUGGUCUUGAGGUUCCAGUCGGAGAGAUACCCAAUUUUGCAGCUGAGAAACCUGAGGAGUGCUUGAAGCUUGCUCGUCUUUGGGAUGGAUGCUCUGCCUUGAUGGAUUUUCGCAAUCAGUUUGGAGUCAGAAAAUCGGGUAGGGAACAAGCCGUUUCCUCGCGGGCCCUUGUGAUUGACGACUAUUUUUGCCUGAGCUCUGAACGACUUUCCAAUGACCCUGCCAAUGGAUUUGCACGAAAGGCUCUGGACUUGGCCCGUGACAGCUAUGAUGCCAGCAAUCUCCUUGGCUCUCCUGAGAAGGAUGUCUGCUCGGCCUCGACUUUGAAAGCUGCUGGAGCUGAGAUUAGAUCCGGUGAGACAAAUGUGCGCCGUGGUUUUGUGCCUGUAGCUGCCCCUUUCAGCAAGCGCUUGGCUCUGUCUGUUUUGUCUCUGCGCACUGCUGUUCUCCCUGGCGUCACCGCUGGUCUUUUUGCGCGUCUCCUUGGGAAGUGGGUUUCGGUCUUGCAGUUCCGAAAGCUUUGGUCUUCCUUGGUUGAUGAGGCUUUUGUCUUCAGUGCGCAGUGCCAAGCAGCCCCUACUCAGGUCCACCAACUGACCAGGAAGAUCGCACAGGAGAUAUGCAUGCUUGCGGCAGUAGCCCCCCUUCUCAUGACCAACAUAGCUGUGGAUUACCUUGGUGAGGUGUUUGCUACGGAUGCUUCCUCCGACAAAGGCGCCAUCAUUCAGGCUCCCAUUCCCAGGACCACUGAGACGAUUCUUUGGCUUGACUCUGAUCAAAAACCUGGGUAUGUGCCCUUGGACAAUCCUUUUCGUGCGCUCUUGCGUGGGCUUGGGGAGUUUGAUGGAGAAGAGAGCUUGCCCCCUGAAACCUGUGAGGUUGAAGGUCCUUUCAAAGCUCCUUUGAUGUACUAUGACUUUGUGGAGAUCUGCGGGGGGGCUGGAAAGAUCACCUCUGCCAUGGCGUCCUUUGGUUUUGUCUGUGCCCCGGUAUUGGAUUUGUCCGAGUCCAGACAUUAUGACCUGUCGUCCUUGCGGCUUUUGGAAUGGGCCAUCUACAUGAUUGAGGAGGACAGGUUCAGAAGUUUCUUUGUGGAGCCGCCCUGCACAACAUUCAGCCCUGCAGCCCACCCUGCUGUGAGAUCCUAUCGGGAGCCCUUGGGUUUUGACAGGGCCAACCCAAAAACGUUGCAUGGGAACACCUUGGCUUUUCGAGCGCUUGUCCUGUUGAGGGUUGGCAGACGCUGCCGUAGACCUUGUGGGCUUGAACAGAGUAGGCUGUCCAAGAUGUGCUGGCUCUCCUUCUGGAAGACCCUUCUCAGCUGUGGAUUUUCCGAAGCGGUCAUUGCCUCUUGCAUGUUCAAAAGCAUUCACCGUAAGGAGUUUCGGCUGUUGUGUUACCUGUUGGACACGGAGUUUCUGGACGUCAGGUGCUGUGGGGGUCAUGCUCAUGUCCGUAUUCAGGGAGCUUAUACCAAGCCUUCAGCAACCUACACAGAUGGUGUUGCGCUGCACAUUGCCGAGGCCUUCCGCCGAGCUCUGAGGUUGCUGUCUGCAAGUCAGUGUCUGGAGCCAAACACCGUCGGUCAUGAGUCUGUCCUUGCGAAUGACGUUAUGGUCACGUCGAAGUGGACUUUGGUGAGAGAGUGGUUUUGGAAGAAACCAGGCCAUAUCAAUGUCCUGGAAACCUCUGCUGCAGUGUCCAACCUUGUGUCUCUUUCCUUGCGUCGGUCGUCGGUUCGCUUCUGUCAUUUGGUUGACUCUGCCGUUGCGAGAGGAGCUUUAACCAAAGGGCGUUCCCCGUCGCGUGCUCUCCAACCUCUUGUGAGGAAAGCUGGUGCCAUCUGUGUCUGUGGUGAUUUGUAUCCGUCUUGGGGUUACUCUCCCACCAGGCUCAAUGUUGCCGAUGACCCCACCCGGGAUAGGCCUGUGAGAUCUGCUUGGACUGCCUCUCUGGUUCAGCAUGGUUGCCCUUGGGAUGUUCUGAGGCGAGAUGGCACGCGUGGUCUCCGGCGUUUCUCUGCCAACUGGGUGCGUCUAGUACUUCUUGUCAUCCUCCUGCCGAGCUCCGUCGAAGCCUAUGGAUUUUGCUCCCCUAGCCUGUCUUGGACCUUCUCUGUCUCUGUUGACUUUGGCUAUGGACUUUCGUUCUCAUGCUCAAGCUGGAUGCCUAGGCUCUGUGAUGGAUUUGGCUGGCUUGUGGAAUUUGCACUCGGCCUUGAUUUCCCUUUUGGCCUUCGUCCGGCCUUCAUUCCCACUUGGAUUUCAGCCGUGGGACUUUUGGUUUGCUGCGUGUCUGUGUUGGGCUUUGUCCUUUGUAAAGUUGCACACAGUAAAACACGUAGGCCCCCCAAAAAUAGGUUCGGCCGUAGGUUUAGCCUAACACGGGCAUGGGUAAUCGCCAUGGUUCUUUGCAUUCAUGCUGCAUCUGGCGCUCCUAUCGAGCCAUGUUCAAAAGCUGACCGGGACCGAGUUUUGCAGAGGGCUGGCACUGCAAUCAUUUCCACAAGGGCAGUCAGAGAACAAACCAGAGACAAGCGGCGCAUUUACCUGGAAAGAUUCCGCAGCUGGCUAUGGAGUGAGAAAGGAGUGUCCCUGAAGUUUUUGCUGGAAGUAAAACCUCCAGACCCUGAACGCAUUUCAAAUCUGCUGAUCGAAUACGGCAGGGCUCUUUAUGCUGGGGGAAAAAGCUAUGGGAUUUUCUCGGAAACCAUCAACGCCAUAGCAGUUGAAAGGCCGCUGAUCAGGAGGCAGCUGAAUGGAGCGUGGGAUCUGGCUUUUGCCUGGCUGUCAGAUGAGCCUACGCAGCAUCACCCGGCAAUGCCUCUUACUGUUCUUGCGGCAAUGGUGACAGCAGCGCUGAUGUGGGGGUGGCCACACGAAGCGGCGGUGCUGCUCAUUGGUUGGACUGGCAUUAUGAGGAUUGGGGAAAUUUUAGCAGCUACAAGAGCCGAGCUGAUCUUGCCUUGUGACUCAGCUCCCGGCACCCCCUUCGUUUUAGUUGUCAUUAGACAACCGAAGACACGGGGCAGGGCGGCCCGUCACCAAGCUGCUAGGAUCGACCAAUCUGAUGUCAUCCAAUUUUUGACAAAGAUGUAUGCCCGUGCAGAUCAUGCAGACAAGCUGUGGCCGUAUUCAGCCUCGACUUUGCGGAAGAGAUUUUCUCAGUUGCUUGGGGCACUCAACCUACCUGACCGGAGGGCUGCAGAUCCGGAGUUGGUAAGGCGCAGGGGACGUUGGUUGAGUGCCCGCACGAUGGAAAUCUACCUGCAGGAGGUCAUGGUCACCACCUUCGAAGAGAAGAUCAACCCUAAGACAAGGGCCCUAAUUCAUUUGUUUGCUGGUGGAUAUGCGAUCACCCUCGAGCGCAUCAUGGCUUUUCUUGAGUGUGGAAUCCCACCAGGUGCAUGGUAUUAUCUACUCAGAGGUGCAGAUGGCUUUGAGCAAGGCAUUGGAAAGACUGGGGUGGAUGGUAGCAGGAAGACCUCUCAUGCCAACAAUCACCGGCAGAGAGCUCAUACAACUCCCUUUCAAGGCGGCAAAAAGGAGAGCGGCUACCUGAUGACAGGUUGCCAAUUGAAUGAUGCCGGGGCUCAAGCCCCCUCCCGUCCCGUCCCAGACUACACCUCUGAGUGGUAG